Cotesia congregata is the source of this 2739-nucleotide messenger RNA. The record is from the annotation of a GenBank genome assembly. Lineage: Eukaryota; Metazoa; Arthropoda; Insecta; Hymenoptera; Braconidae.
AUGGAGUUACAAGAGACAAGCUCAGAUACACUGAAUGAAUCGAUGUGGCCGGAUCAUCUUCCAUCACCAUCGUAUCAACAAUUAUCACCGCCUGUUCAACAAAGCGGACGCAACGUCAUCACCACUCAACAAAUAUCCGUGAGUUAUCAUACUCCGGAUGGUAGUAUUUUGUGGAAUGAAAAACGCGAAUCACCACAAAGUUCUCCAGAUACAAAUGAACCUUUACUUCAUUCCGACGAGAUACGAGAAAAUUCACCAACAAAUGAACAAGCUUCAGCUUCUGGAUAUCAUCAGUUUAUGUCAAAUCGUAAACGACGAUGUGAGCUUAAUCAAAUUGGUGACUUGGAUCGCAAAUAUAUUCGAAGAGAUGUUUUGAAUUACAAUACUGCUGUGGGUCAAUUGCUUAUUUCCUCAAGAUUUUUAAAUUCAAGGCCGGCUCAUGUCAAAGGCUCCAAGAGGGGAACGGGUGGCAAUGCAAUAAGUUUACAGGCGAACUUUUUCAAGAUUUUGAGCGCUCCUGAUUGGGGUUUGAGGCAAUACCGUGUAGAUUUUGCCCCUGAAGAAGACAGAACUAUCGUUCGAAAAGGCUUAUUACGACUUCACAAAAAAGCAUUAGGAACUUACAUGUUUGAUGGAAGUGUUAUGUACACUUGCAAUCGUUAUUCAGGAGUUUCAAAAACAGAAGCGAUGGAAUUAUUCUCGGAGCGGCAAUCUGAUAACGCUAAAAUAAAAGUCAGCAUUCGUUUAGUUGGAGAGUUGGUUAAAGGUGAUCCACACUACCCACAAUUCUUCAACAUCAUUGCUCGCAAAGGACUGGAGCAUCUCCAUCUUCAAUUAGUCGGACGCAAUUACUUCGACGCUCGAGCAAAAGUGGAAAUUCCUGAGUACAGAUUCGAAUUGUGGCCGGGUUAUCAAACAUCAAUUCGUCAACAUGAACGUGAUGUUCUAAUGGGAGUAGAAAUUACUCACAAAGUAAUGCGUCAAGAAAAUUUAUUAGAUAUUUUAGGAAGAGUUCGUUCUAACGCUCGUGGAGGUGAUAUUCAAGGAGCUUGCAAAGCUGAAGUUAUUGGUGUCACAGUAUUAACUGGCUACAACAAUAACACAUACCGAAUUGAGGACAUUGAUUUUACUAAAAAUCCAAAAUCUUCAUUUAAAUUGGGAAAAGAAGAAACUUCAACUACUUACAUUGAUUAUUAUCGUAACAAAUAUGGUCUUACUAUUAAUAAUCUGUCGCAACCAUUACUUGUCACUCGUUUACCCCUGCGAGAUCGUCGUGCAGGAAAAGAUGAACUGCUUUAUUUAAUUCCCGAACUAUGUAGAGCCACAGGAUUAACUGACGAAAUGAGAACCGACUAUAAAUUGAUGGCUAAAUUGGCGACAUUCACUCGCCUUAACCCUGACCGGCGUAUUGAUAGAUUACUUCAUUUCAAUAAACGACUCCAAGAUGAGUUAACUGUAGUGGAAGAGUUCCAACAAUGGAAUUUAAAACUAGACAAUAAGUUGGUAGAAAUUCCAGCUCGCGUCAUUCCACCUGAAAAUAUAAUUUUUGGAAACACGAAGCAAUCUGCUUCUACCAGUGCUGACUGGACUCGUCACUUCCGAGGUGCCCGAUUGAUUAUUUCUACUAAAUUAACAGAUUGGGUACUGAUUGUUCCAGAACGUGCUAAACGAGACGCACAACCAUUUAUUGAAAAUCUCAUCAAAGUCGGUAAUGGAAUGUCAUUCGCCAUAAAUAAACCCCAAGUUCGCGAAAUAAUGAAUGAUUCUGCACAAUCAUAUGCUGAAGAGUUGGAGAGAAUAAUGAGUCGCAAUGUUCCACAACUCAUAUGCUGCAUUUCAGUAAGAUCACGAGCGGAUGUCUACUCAGCAAUCAAGAAGAAGUGUUGCCUUGAUCGUCCUAUUCCGAGUCAAGUUAUUCUUUCGAAAAAUUUGGCAUCUAAAGGUGCCAUGUCAAUUGCUACCAAAAUAGCAAUUCAAAUCAAUUGUAAAAUCGGUGGUGCUCCUUGGAGUCUUGACUUUGGAAUCGCUGGAUUAAUGGUUGUCGGAUUUGAUGUCUGUCACGAUCCUAAUCAACGUGGAACUGAUUUUGGAGCCAUGGUUGCAUCACUUGAUCGCGGUAUGACCAGAUACUUUUCGGCAGUCAGUGCUCAUAAAAGUAAUGAAGAGUUAACCAACGAAUUCAGUAUCAACAUGGUCAAGGCAUUGCGUAAAUACGCGGAAUUGAAUGGAGAUAAACUUCCAUCCCGUAUUGUCGUCUACCGUGAUGGCGUUGGCGAUGGACAGAUUCCCUACGUAUUGGAACACGAAGUUGAUCAUCUUCGGGAAGCUCUUAGCAAAUUAUAUGGAAAUGCUGAACUGGUGAAGUUGGCCUUCAUCAUUGUCACAAAGCGCAUCAAUACAAGAUUGUUCUACAAUCGUCGUGAAAAUCCACCUCCUGGAACCAUUGUUGACGACGUAAUCACUAACCCAUGGAGGUAUGAUUUCUUCAUUGUAUCUCAGUGUGUUAGACAAGGAUCUGUCUCACCCACAGCCUACAAUGUCAUUUAUGACAAUGUCGGUCUCGAUGUCUCUUGCAUCCAGAGACUGACUUUCCAGUUGACUCACAUGUACUUCAACUGGAGCGGAACUGUGAGAGUUCCAGCACCUUGCCAAUACGCUCACAAAUUGGCAUUUUUAAUUGCUCAAAGUAUUCAUCGGCCACCCAGUAGCCAUUUGGAAAGUCUCUUAUAUUUCCUUUAA